AGAAUCUUUGAUUAAUUCUGUUGAUGCUGUCACUCCUUUGAAUAUGGAUAUCGCCUGCUUAUUUAUACCCCGCUUAUGGUCAGGGAUGCUACGGGCAGGCAGACAGGAAGUGAUUAGGAGGAAUAAGAAGCACCAUGGCACUUGUAGGUUUCGUGGAUUGGAGGGGAAACGCCAUCAGGAAAGAGGUGCAUGGUGGAGUCAGAGCAGCAUGGUUCUUGUACGUUCUGACUGUGGUAACCAACGUGGUUAUUAUCCCAAACCUGCUGAAUCUGGUUACUUAUCUUCAUGGAACAAUGCAUAUGGGGGUCUCGGCCUCUGCAACUACAACCACUAAUUUUUUUGGUGCCACAUCCGGGUUUGCAAUGAUAGCAGCUUUCCUCUCCGACUCCUACAUUACUCGCUUUAGAACAAUGCUCCUCUUUGGUCCAUUUAUGUUUCUGGGUUACGGAUUGCUCGCACUGCAAGCCUACCUUCCUUCACUCCGUCCACCAGCUUGCAACAUUGAAGCAGAGCUAAACAGUUGUGAAGUGGUCCAUGGAUGGAAUGCUACCUUAUUGUACACAGCCUUGUAUAUGACUGCAUUUGGUGAUGGUUUUAUCCGUGUUUGCUUGCCAUCCCUCGGAGCAGACCAAUUUGACCAUGAAGAUCCCUCUGAGUCCCGCCAACAGUCCAGCUUCUUUAACUGGUAUACCUUCGGAAUCUCCUUUGGAGGUUUUGUAGGGCUGAUUCUCAUAGUGUGGCUCGAGAACUACAAAGGGUGGGAUAUCGGACUUGGGGUGUGUGCCAUCCUAAUUCUGCUAGGAUUGCUCAUAGUUGCUGCCGGUUUCCCCUUCUACCGCAACCAAGUACCACAAGGAAGUCCUCUAACUCGAAUACUGCAGGUUCUUGUGGUUGCAUUCAGGAACAGGAAACUUGAACUUCCUGAAAAACUGGAGGAAGCGCAGGAAAGCUGCACUGGGACAAGGGCAUGUUCUGUUGAUGCACUCGCUCCAACAAAUAGUCUGAAAUUACUCGACAAAGCUUGCAUCAACCGUGGCCAAAGUGGAGCCUGGUCAGUUUGCAGUCUGAGAAAGGUGGAGGAGACAAAGAUUAUCAUCCGUGUGCUUCCUCUCUUCGUCAGCUCCAUGAUCGGAUAUAUAUCGAACGUUAUCCUCUUCACAUUCACUGUGCAGCAAGGCACCAUGACGAACACAAGGCUGGGCAAGAUCCAUGUUUCCCCCGCGACACUCUUUAUCAUCCCUAUCAUAUUCCAGAUGCUAAUGCUUGCUGUCUAUGACCAGUUCCUUGUGCCAUUCUUGCGUAGACGCACAGGCUAUGUCGGUGGUGUCACUCAUUUGCAACGCAUUGGUAUAGGCUUCGUCACCAUGCUACUUGCGUCAAUCAUUGCAGCAAUUGUUGAGAAGAAGAGAAAGGAAGCUGUGGUGCAGAUGUCCCUCUUCUGGCUUGCACCUCAGUUCUUCCUUCUUGGUGUGGCAGAUGUGACAUCAUUCACCGGGCUCCUUGAGUUCUUCAACAGCGAGGCACCACGCGGCAUGAAGUCUAUUGCCACAGCGUUGUUCUGGUGUGCUCUGGGGCUCGCGUCCUUGCUGGCCACAACGCUGGUGGAAAUUGUGAACAAGGCCACAAGGCAUGGGCACCAGGGAGGCUGGCUCGAGGGUACAAGCUUGAACAACAGCCGUCUUGACCUGUUCUACUGGGUUGUGGCUGUUGUGGGAUUGCUUGGCUUAUGCAACUACCUGUACUGGGCCAAGAAGUAUGUGUACCAGCACAAUCCACGCAUCGUUGAGACAUCGGUUGAUCAGGAUUCACCUUGAAAUACUACAUACCCGUUGUUUUUUUACUUAAGUAAAAAUGUAACAUGUCUGAUUCACCAUGACAUCGAUCAGUUAAGUUUGCAAAGCAGUGUAGAAGCCUGUAACCGGUGUUCUGCUCUGAUGUGCUGUGCUGAUUGGUUGGGUUCAUCCUUGAUACUCCAUUUGUGAAAUUGUCAAAAUAAAUGGCUUUCUGCAUAACACUA
Molecule: messenger RNA, 2017 nt
Organism: Triticum urartu
Lineage: Eukaryota; Viridiplantae; Streptophyta; Magnoliopsida; Poales; Poaceae
Product: protein NRT1/ PTR FAMILY 4.6
Biological process (GO): transmembrane transport
Cellular component (GO): membrane
Molecular function (GO): transmembrane transporter activity
Source: RefSeq, a predicted model, not a curated record